Messenger RNA from Lodderomyces oxycetoniae, 1698 nucleotides. RefSeq names its product Sir2p (gene SIR2). Bases 1 to 1698 code for a protein of 565 amino acids. The transcript has a single exon. Gene Ontology annotation, cellular component: nucleus. Gene Ontology annotation, molecular function: NAD+ binding; histone H4K16 deacetylase activity, NAD-dependent. NCBI's taxonomy places the organism in Eukaryota, Fungi, Ascomycota, Pichiomycetes, Serinales, Debaryomycetaceae. The record is from RefSeq and is a predicted model, not a curated record.
AUGACCCUGCAAGGGACCAACAAUGCACCAGAUUUCGAUAUUGGCACUAGAUACUCACCAAAUUCAAGGCUGCUGCAUUCUAAUGAAGCUUAUGAACGUAAGAAACGAAAACUUGACUCGCUUUUGUCACUGAGCGGGGCAAAAGUAUCCAAUGAAACUGCAACUUUUAAUAAGUUAUCAAGACUUUUAUCGCCGCCAGCUACCGAAGAGGUGGUCAGUUACAGAUAUAGAGACGUGUAUGAGAAACUUGAGAAACUUGACAAACAAGCUGGCAAUGUUGGUGCCACAGAUGCACCAAAUGUGGCGGCGGAAGUGGUUUAUAAAGAAAGAGUAAAGGGAAAGGAAAAGGAAAAGGAAAAGGAAAAGAAGAAGAAAAAUGAAGGCCAUCGAAUAAUAUCGAUGUCCUCAUCAGAUCGACAAGUGCAUACAAAGAGAACCGAGAAAAAUAGUAAAGAUACUCGAGCUGGAGCAAAAAUCGCUGCCGGAAAUUUGGUAACUCCAGAUCAAUCAGAUACAGAUAAAGGCACAAGUGAAAGUUUGCGUCUUUUGGCAAUUCCAUAUAUCACAAAUUUCCAACAAAAUGCAGAGUUGAACAAAAAAUAUCGUCAAUAUUUACGACAGGAGGGUGCUGGCGCUUUUCUUCGGAAAUUCUUAAAGGAAGCCUUGACUAAGGAGGAUUUGGUGAAUUUAAUAUUACAUCUUGGUUAUCCCAAGGAGACAGUGAUGGACUACCCACUAUUAUCUGUUCAAGAGUUGAGCCAGUUAUUAGUGCAGUUGAUUUUAACUGAUCCUGUAAUAACAAAGGGAAGCACCGACUAUUCACUACUGGACUUUUUAACUGAUUUACAAACAAAAUCAAAAAUUCUUAUAAUUACUGGUGCAGGAAUACUGACAUCAUUAGGUUUGCCUGAUUUCAGAUCACAUCAUGGUCUUUACCACCAAUUGAAAAAACUAAGUCUUACAGACCCUCGAGAAGUUUUUAACUAUAGUACUUUCUUAGCUAAUCCUCAGAUUUUUUACUCAAUUGCACAUUUGAUAUUACCACCUGAAAAUAAACUAAGCUUACUACACUUGUUUUUGAAAGUUUUGCAAGAUAAAAAUAAGAUGCAGAGACUAUAUACUCAAAACAUUGACAACUUGGAAACUCGAGCAGGUAUAACUAAAGAUAAACUCGUCCAAUGUCAUGGCUCGUUUGCUCAAGCGACUUGUUUAACAUGCGGAAGAGUUAUAGACGGUAGAGACAUAUUUCAACACAUUUUGCUCCAGCAAGUACCUAGAUGUUAUCAAUGCUGGGAAUCUGUUGAAGAAGAAGCAAUGAAUUACGGGAUUAUCAAACCAAAUAUAACUUUUUUCGGAGAAGAUUUGCCUAAAGAAUUUGAUGAGAAAAUACCAGAGGAUUUAAAUACCUGCGAUUUGAUAAUUAUUAUAGGCACAUCUUUGAAAGUCGACCCGGUAGGAAGUAUCAUUGACAAAGCUCCCCCCCAUGUGAAAAAAGUACUAAUUAAUAAGGAACAAAUUCCGGAUAGGGGAUUUGACUUAAGUUUGAUUGGAUAUUGUGAUGAUGUGGCUUCGUACCUUAUUUCUCUAUUGGGGAAAGAAUGGCAUAUUGAUCAUCCAGAUGUACGUGAUGGAGAGGCAUUUAAAGUAGCUGCUCGCGUGGGUUCUACAAUCAAGAUAUCAAGAGAAAGUACCCAAUAA